GUUUGGCAAAUUUUGCCCCAAAACGCACCACGGCACCAGACCCGUUGCCGUCUCUCUCUCUCUCUCUGACGAGACCGGCCUUUGUCUCUUGAAAAAUUCCCAAAAUCUUCUCUCCUUAUCACUGCUUCCAACCUCCAACGCCAGAAGCUUUCUCGCAACAAGUGCAGGGAUGGAUGUGAUGCUUUUCUUCUAUUGUGUUUGCUGAAGGAACUCAUUUUGAGAAGUAGUCUCUUCCUAAGAGUCUGCUCUAAGGUACUGUGGGUUUUCAAAUUAAGACAAAAAAAAGAGCAGUCAAUGAGUUGGAACUGAGAAUUGAGAAGGGAAUGUCAGGAUCGAAAGCGAAUACUAUUGACAUGAGAUGUCAUCACUGUGCAGGUCCUCUUUCCAAGGACAUGGAAACUAGUGAGUGGACUGUUCCACCACUUAUCAGGGAUAGCUUUUCCAUGAUUGGUUCAGCUGUUGGUGGUACAACAAGUGCAUUCUAUGGAUUCAACCACGUAAUGCCAAAAGUCCGGAGGUGGGUAAAAGGCCCUAUGUGGUUGCAUUUUCUCAUUGGUGCACCACCUGUGAUCGUAUUCUCUUCAGCUUGUGCAGGAUUGGCAGGUGGUGCCGUUCCAGCUAUUGCCCAGCUUGCUUCUUCAUCUUAUCACGCGGUAGUCUCAUCUCCUUCAAUGCCUCCACCUUCACAAGAUGACAAGAUGCACAAGUCCAGAACUUCCUCCACUCUUUAAUAUAUAUAUCUGCUUUCUUGUUCUGUGUGAGUGACCAUGUGUGUGUAUGAGAGUCAUUGAGUUUUGCGUGUGCAGAUGCCCAAUUCAGUAAUAUGCUCCAGAAAGUCACAUGAGCGUGCAUGGACAUGCUCAAGUGGACAAUGUAAUAUCUACUUGGCUAAACAAAAUUUUGUUAUUUCUUACUUUAAAACAAUAAAAAUUAUAUGAAUCAUUUAAGGUGAUAAAA
Messenger RNA from Quercus robur (English oak), 957 nucleotides. RefSeq lists its product as uncharacterized. The transcript is spliced from 8 exons. The coding region runs from base 324 to 731 and encodes 135 amino acids. Lineage: Eukaryota; Viridiplantae; Streptophyta; Magnoliopsida; Fagales; Fagaceae. The record is from RefSeq and is a predicted model, not a curated record.